Messenger RNA from Boleophthalmus pectinirostris (great blue-spotted mudskipper), 1149 nucleotides. RefSeq names its product derlin 2 (gene derl2). Bases 12 to 731 code for a protein of 239 amino acids. Gene Ontology annotation, cellular component: Hrd1p ubiquitin ligase ERAD-L complex; endoplasmic reticulum membrane. Gene Ontology annotation, molecular function: misfolded protein binding; ubiquitin-specific protease binding. The transcript is spliced from 7 exons. The record is from RefSeq and is a predicted model, not a curated record. Gene Ontology annotation, biological process: endoplasmic reticulum unfolded protein response. Lineage: Eukaryota; Metazoa; Chordata; Actinopteri; Gobiiformes; Gobiidae.
UUCAGUCCAAAAUGGCUUACCAAACCCUACAGCAGGAAUAUUUACAGAUUCCUGUUGUGACUAGGGCUUAUACCACAGCCUGUGUCCUCACUACAGCAGCGGUGCAAUUAGAGAUCAUUACACCCUUUCAGUUAUACUUCAAUCCAGAUUUGAUUUUAAGGAAUUAUCAAGUAUGGCGACUAAUAACCAACUUCCUCUUUUUCGGUCCUGUUGGCUUCAAUUUUCUAUUCAACAUGAUAUUUUUAUACAGAUAUUGUCGAAUGCUCGAAGAAGGAUCUUUCAGGGGGCGGACCGCUGACUUCGUCUUUAUGUUCCUUUUUGGUGGCCUACUGAUGACUAUCUUUGGCACAUUUGUGAGCUUGGUUUUCCUGGGCCAAGCCUUUACUAUUAUGCUGGUUUAUGUGUGGAGCAGAAGAAACCCUAAUGUUCGCAUGAAUUUCUUUGGCCUGCUGAAUUUCCAGGCUCCUUUUCUGCCCUGGGUUUUGAUGGGAUUUUCACUUCUGCUGGGGAACUCAAUUAUUGUGGAUCUUUUAGGUAUUGCUGUUGGACAUGUGUACUUUUUCCUGGAAGAUGUUUUUCCAAACCAGCCUGGAGGUGGACGUUUGCUUAAGACACCAUCUAUCAUAAAGAUGCUUUUUGACACUCCUGAGGAAGAUGCCAACUAUAAUCCUCUGCCUGAAGAGCGUCCUGGAGGAUUUGCCUGGGGAGAAGGACAGCGACUUGGAGGCUAACAGGCCUCUGUGCCAUCCCUGGUUUUAGGGGCACUGCGGACAUUCCCUCAAGAUGAAGGGACGAACAUGGUCUUAUGACAUGUUUGUGAAGUUCUGGACUAUGAAUGCCAAACCAACCAGAACUUAUUUGGGAGUAACCGUCUGUUGUUUUUGUAAAUGGGCCCAAAAUCAUCCCGAGAAACUCUUCUUGAAGCCAGAUUGAUGCUCCAUGAAUAUUAGAAAGAAUGCAAGCUUCUCUGAACUGUGAAUGGUGACUCUUUAGCUUGGUGAUGUUUGGUCUUCAUCAAAAGUGUUGAUGAAAAAAACGAAGGAUGGCAGCAACUAAAAUAAUUCAGGAUUACUUGUCCUGUUCAUAUGGCAAAGUGCUUUUUUUUUUCCAUUUCACUUUUAUAAAUAAUAAAUCUCUGUGGCAAGUGAA